This is a messenger RNA of Lytechinus pictus (painted urchin), 2904 nucleotides long. RefSeq names its product cilia- and flagella-associated protein 107-like. The transcript has 4 exons. The record is from RefSeq and is a predicted model, not a curated record. The coding region runs from base 317 to 1024 and encodes 235 amino acids. Lineage: Eukaryota; Metazoa; Echinodermata; Echinoidea; Temnopleuroida; Toxopneustidae.
ACGACCUCGCUCCAAUCAUGGACCUAUAGGUCCAUGCUCCAAUCAAGUUAAGUUUGGGACUUCCUUGUUCCGCCCCCCGGCCCGACGUGGAGUUUUCCUUGACGACAACACGUCAACAAUACAGGUGGUAUCCAUAUCGCCCCGGCCCCGUACACACAAACAAUACACGUGUGUUUACGUGGUAAGAUCGCGGCGCCUUUUGCAGCUACGGUAUCAUCACAAUUAAAAAGUGCACACACGAUUCGACUCGACUGGGAAUCGCGGCGAAGGAAGGAUCCCCAUUUUUAACAACCCCAACACAAACAACUUUUAUGAUAUGGCUCACGGUGACCCGAAGAAAUGGAAUCUUCCAGGAUGGAGGAUAGAGCAGAGAUAUGCGGGAAAAGUGCUCAUCGGGAAUUGGUCCGAGGAAAGAAACAAGUUUGAGAAAGGAGGAGAGAAACACACAUCAACUCAUCGAAAGGAUUAUGUGAACAACAGGAAUUUUGCUCCAGAUGUUAUGACCAGAAGAGCAGCUAAAAUGAAAAACGAAGGCCUUGAUCAAACCUUGAUUUUCGCUCACCAUAACAAGGAUCUAAAGAACAAUCUCAUCUCGUGGUACGAUGAACAGUUCAACAAGCGCGAGAGGUCGGAGAGUGACAAGCUUCCAGAGCUGAGGCACUGGGAUGGCCAAAAACUAGCUUGGGAGCCUGAGAAAACCGAUCAUCCCGUUAAAGGUGAACCUACAAACUUUGGUUUGAGAGACAGACUGCAGGAGAAAUGGCAAGAAGAAGAAGCAGCCAAGAGGCUGAAUAAUUACAGCACGACAUAUGGACUAGACUACAAAAACAAACCAAGGGCCGCUCUUGUCACCGAACACUUCGCCCCGCACAGGUCGCUGUCGUCAAGAAUGCAUCCCGUCAACAAGAUCAAUAAGGAUAUCAACCUGCGCAGUACCUCCAUCCUCCAAACUCCGGAACAAAUGCAUAUGAGGACGAGGAACGAGGCUGUGUCCAGACCCGGCCCUGCGCCCGUUUCAGUUUGAAGAGAAUCGAGUGUAAGAGACAAUGUGAACUGUUGACUAAGGUGUUGAUCAGUGACAGGAACGUUGCAAAGGACGUCAUUCUGAAAUGUUAUUUAUUUAGGCCAUGAUGAAUGUGAUCAUGAGAGUCCUUGGUGAACCAUCGGGGGUCAAUGUUAUAUUUUGGGUACAUGUCCAUUUCAUAUCAUGCAUUUUAAAUUGUAUUUACUAGUUCCAUUUAUCAUCAUUCACUGACAGGAAUUAUAUUUUGUGAGAAAAGAUCAUUGAUGCAUAUUGUCACAAUUCCUCCACAUAUUUAAAUUUGUAUUUCCAAAUAGUAAUCAUUAAUUUUUACGACCAAUAUACAUGUCUAAAAGUAAUUAAAACGAACUGUUAUGUUUAUCAUAAUGGCAGCUUAUAUUAAUUUCACCAAAUCCUAUAAAAUAGAUGUUUAAUGUACAUACAAUUACAUCCUGACAUACAGUUUAUAUAUUGUAAUGAUUUGUCUUUUAUUUUGUGCUGUGAUUCGCAAUGUUGGUAAUGUUAUGCAAUUUUAUUACAUGAUCAUGUAUUGCUAUGCAAAAUUGAUAUUAUAUGAACAGUAUUCACUGAUCCAUCUUUAGAUCUAUUCAUCUAUGGUGCGGCCUUUAUUUUCUUUCAUGCACAUGUAUUUUCUAAUUUAAUUGAUAAGUUGUUGUUUGGAGAACAAAUCAGUGUACAAUUGUAAUCGUAGGAAAUCAUGUUCAGACAUAUUUCAAAGGAGAGUUCAAUUUGAAGUUGUAUGUCUAAUUGAACUCUUAUUACUGUUUCAGACUUUCGAUCAUAUGCCCAUACUCAUUAAUGACUUUGUAAAUUUUUGGUGUACUACUCCGAUUGGACUCUGAUAAGCUGAUAUUGUGUUGUCCCACUUAUUAACAUUCAUUGCCAAAUUGAACAAGAAAAUGAUCAAGUUUUACAUGUGAAUUUGUGUUUGAUCAAUCAAACGCACUAGUAAGCAUAUAUCCAACUCCAGUUGCAUUCUCUAUUCUCUAGUGUGUGAAACAUACCAAUAAGAGAAAAAUAUCUUCCAUCAAUUACAAAAAAAAGGUUCAAUAGCCAAUCAAAUUCAAGAUCUCCAUACAUGUAGGAUUUAUGAUUGGUAGCAAAGUUAAUAAGUAACAAUCAUAGGUUUUAUGCAACAGGGCACACAUGUCUGUAACAUUAGGAAUAUGCCUAACAAACAAGUCAACCUGAGUAUUUAAUGAGAAUUCAGAUUUUAGAAAUAUGAAAUAAUGAAGAUGUAUCCAGAAAUUUUUCCAAAGAAUCUUAACUGAAGUCCAUUUUCCCUUUAAUAUUGGAAAUCUCCUAAGCCAUAUGAAAACAUUUUUGUAGCUUUCAUUUUCACCCCCCCCCCCGAUCUUCAAACUUAUCUUGCUUAAUAAAACACCAAAUAAAGGAGAAAAAAAAAGGAUGUGUGAAUUACAAACUACAUGUAUGUGUACAUUGCACCUUUUACCUGUACAAUUUAAAUUCAGUAUUUUUGCUUGGAAGCUUUACUGUGCUAACAAAUCAGUUUCUUCAGAGAUUCUUCUGAUUUCAUAAGUUGAAUGACGAUAUAAGCCUGUUUUUACCCCUUUAUUGACGCAUAAGAGAAAUUUUGGAAUACACAUUUUCUCAUGAGAUUACAAAUACAUAAUGUUGAAUGCAAAACUAUAUAUUUCAUAUGCUUACCAUGAAUGAUGCAAGGCUAUACCAAAUGUCAGUAUCAAUUAUGUGAUCAAAUUAAUCUAUGCAAAAUCAUGUGCUUUAUUGGUGAUAAAAUGUUUGGAAAGAAAUGUGAAUGUGAAUAUAUAUAUGUUUAUAUUACAGUGCUGUUAUCUGGAUAGUUUGAAAUCAAUUCUAGAAUAAAGUCUAAGAGAACAUGA